AUAUACAGUAAAUGUAGCUGGAGAAGCCACAGCUCUCUUGAACGGUGGGCAUAAAGAACCACGUCAGUCCGCAAUCUAAAGACGUGUCGACAUAAGCUUCAAAAAUAUGCUGUCCAGUCCUAUGUCAGAAUUCAUUCCAGUUUUCCUGUGUUUUCUUUAUGCAACAUCAAGUAAUGCGAGGGACUGGCGAGGAGGAUUCGCGUCUCUAGGAAGAACCGAUCCUACGUUCACGUAUGCCCACUGUGAACUGCAGCCCACGACAGAGGUGGUGGAUCACAGGGCUGAACAGAUCACGGGCAGGAUAGAAUUCAGACAGCCGUUGGCUGUCUUCACCCGGGGCUGGCUGGAGGUCAGAGUUCACAUUGAGGGGUUGCCAUUGGAUGACGGCAUCCUUAACUACGGUCUGCACGUGCACGAGUUCGGUGACCUCAGAGACGGAUGCGAGAGCACAGGGGGUCAUUACAAUCCGUACGGCAACGAACAUGGCGGACCUACAGUUGAAAACAGGCACGCUGGAGAUUUCGGGAACGUGGUAAAGAAUCGAGCUGGAGGCGUUUCUAAAUAUUUCCUAGACCGUGUUGCUUCUCUCACGGGACCCUACUCAAUCGUCGGCCGAUCGAUUGUUUUAAAAGCUCGGGAGGAUGAUCUAGGACUCGGUGGCAACCCAUCCAGUCGCGUGACCGGAAGUUCCGGUGGGAGAGUAGCUUGUUGUGUGAUUGGUCACUCUAACGGCCAAUCAUGGCGCGGAUCAACUAUUUAAGAACGUUACUGAGAAGUCUGGAAGAAGACUGAUGUAGAGGAUCGACGACGCCCACGUGGUUUAUUUUGUACAGUGUUGCUUUGAUUUAAUAAUAAAGUCAUUUGGAAUAGUAA
Molecule: messenger RNA, 873 nt
Organism: Liolophura sinensis
Lineage: Eukaryota; Metazoa; Mollusca; Polyplacophora; Chitonida; Chitonidae
Exons: 5
Coding region: 107-760 (217 amino acids)
Biological process (GO): superoxide metabolic process
Molecular function (GO): copper ion binding
Source: RefSeq, a predicted model, not a curated record